Helianthus annuus (common sunflower) is the source of this 1559-nucleotide messenger RNA. RefSeq names its product reticulocalbin-2. Gene Ontology annotation, molecular function: calcium ion binding. Bases 164 to 1294 code for a protein of 376 amino acids. Gene Ontology annotation, cellular component: endoplasmic reticulum. The transcript has 6 exons. The record is from RefSeq and is a predicted model, not a curated record. Lineage: Eukaryota; Viridiplantae; Streptophyta; Magnoliopsida; Asterales; Asteraceae.
AGAUCUACAUGCCUUUGUAUUAACAGAAAAAUCUUGAUUCAUCUUCUCCAAUCUUCCCAUCAUCAAUUCCCUCUCAACCGCCAAAUCCCAAAUCCAGUGAGAGAGAGAGAUUAAUUAACAUCUCCAAUCAAAAUCCUCUCUCACACCAUCAUCGUCCCAUGAAAUGGGCAAACUCUCCGUCAUAAUCUACACCACCGUAGCUCUCCUCCUCCUCCUCCUCAUCUCCCAUUCCCCAAACAACUCCGGCCACCGUACCACCACCCACCGCCGCCACCGCCGUCUCAAACUCCGCUCCAAUCUAUCCGAUCACCACAUCUCAUUCGACCCAUUGGUCGCCAACAUUGAGCGCAAACAACAGGACAAGUUAUGGGACAAGACCCAUUUUUCCGACGAUCAUAAUAACAAUAAUAUUAAUCAGGAACAUGAACCGGCUCCUGGAAUGGAAAUGCAGCCGGAAUGGGAGGAUUUUGUUGGGGCUGAGGAUUACUUGAAUGAUGAACAUAAGUUUAAUAUUAGUCAUAGGUUGGUGUUGUUGUUUCCCAAGAUUGAUGUGGAUCCGGCUGAUGGGUUUGUGAGUGAGCAUGAGUUGACUGAAUGGAAUGUUGAGCAGGCUCAAAGGGAUGUGAUGCAUAGGAGCCAGAAGGAGAUGGAGUUGCAUGAUAAGAACCGUGAUGGGUUGGUUUCUUUUAAGGAGUAUCAAGCUCCCACUUGGGUUCGUGAUUCAGAUAGUAAUUCAUUUGGGUAUGAUAUGGGCUGGUGGAAAGAGGAGCAUUUUAACGCAUCUGACUCUGACGGGGAUGGUUUUCUUAACAUAACCGAAUUCAACGACUUUCAGCAUCCUGCAGACACUAAGAAUCCGAGACUGCUUCAGUGGCUGUGCAAGGAGGAAGUAAGGGAAAGAGAUACCGACAAAGAUGGUCGGGUAAAUUUCAAAGAAUUCUUCCAUGGACUCUUUGACAUGGUAAGGAACUACGAUGAAGAUGCUAAUAAUUCUUCUUCACGUGAAUCUUCCGAUUCAUUGGAAUCUCCCGCAAGAAGCUUUUUUGCCCAACUUGACAAAGAUGGUGACGGAUACUUGUCUGAUGUGGAACUGCUACCUAUCAUCGGAAAGCUUCAUCCAUCAGAGCGUUACUAUGCUAAACAGCAGGCAGAUUAUAUUAUAUCACAGGCUGAUACAGAUAAAGACGGACGAUUAUCAUUGACAGAGAUGAUCGAUAGUCCAUAUGUAUUUUACAGUGCUAUCUUUAACGAGGAUGAAGAUGAAGAUUAUGAAUUCCACGAGGAGUUUCGUUGAUCUGACCGCAAUUCAUUUGGUGUAUGGAUGAUAUUUAUGUCUUUUGUAGUAGCUAGGUUCUAUAGCAAUCUGAUGUCAUUUUUUUUCUAAUUUUUACUUCAGUUUCUGAACCAUAGGUACGAUUAGCGAUAGCAAGCAUUUUUGUCCGUUAAGGAAUAUCUUUGUUGAAUGGGUUGCAAGCGGAAAACAGUGUUUUCAUUUAGGUUUACACCGCGCAUGUUUUAAAUGUUAUAUAGACAGAAUGUUCAUACCCGUCUUAUCGUCA